AUGUCAACGAUUCGAUUUUGCCUUGGCGGUGACAAAGAGCGACUCUCGUUUCACAAUUUUCUCCAUUUCCCGUCAGUGUAUGACGAUGAUGUAGCCAGUCUAGACCCUCUUCGCAUUGCUGCUUGUGUGGAGCGUUGCUGUACCACCUUCAAUUACCGAGUCGCACCAAAAUGGCAUGAUUGGUUGCUGAACGGGAAUGCUCUCCAUCUUGUUCAUUCCCCUCAGCAGUCUCGAUUCCGUCAGAGGCGUUUUUCCACCCUCCAUACCUACGUAGUGUGUAUCCCAUUCCCAUCCUCAUCUCCUUUCUCCUUGGAUAACCGGGAAAAGUAUCUACCACACCAGUAG
This is a messenger RNA of Aspergillus luchuensis, 345 nucleotides long. RefSeq lists its product as uncharacterized. The record is from RefSeq and is a predicted model, not a curated record. Lineage: Eukaryota; Fungi; Ascomycota; Eurotiomycetes; Eurotiales; Aspergillaceae. The coding region runs from base 1 to 345 and encodes 114 amino acids. The transcript has a single exon.